This is a messenger RNA of Astrephomene gubernaculifera, 382 nucleotides long. NCBI's taxonomy places the organism in Eukaryota, Viridiplantae, Chlorophyta, Chlorophyceae, Chlamydomonadales, Astrephomenaceae. The record is from the annotation of a GenBank genome assembly.
CCGGCGGCGGUGCCGGCGGCAGCAGCAGUGAGCCCGCUGGCGGAGGCGGCGGAGGCGGUGGUGGUGGUCGCGGCAGUGCUGCUGCCGCCCGCAGCGUGGCUCAGCUGGCGGAGGCGCUGUGUCGGCGGCUGCAUGCGGCGGUGGACGUGUUGCAGACGGUGGUGCAGACGAGGCUGGGCAGCCCGCCGGUCCUGGAGUGCCAGGUGGCAGUGCUGCUGCGCACCUACCGGCUGCUGGGCAGGCUGGCCAAGACACACCUGCCACUCAAGGGUGCUGCCGCCGCCUCCGCCCCGCCACCUCCCCCCGUCAGCCGCCCAUUCCAGGAGCUCGUCUCCCUGGUUCACCGGAACCUCACGCAGGGCGUGUAUGCGGCGGUGGGGGA